UAUCGCGGCAGCAGGACGGCGUCAGUAACCGUCUUACCACCAGACCGGCGGCGUCGUUCACCGUACGUUUUGUUCAACGUACCGCGGUUGUAGUUGUCACUGCAAACACAUUUCCGUAUUGUUUUCUUUUUCUUUUUUUUUUUGUUGCAUUUUUUUCUUUCUUUUUUCGCAUUUGUUUUUCCGUCGUCGUCGUCAUAAUCCAUUAACCAGUUUUAAUUGCCGUCAAACGAAAACACUCGAUCGUAGGAGAUCGGGAAGAACAAAAAAAAAAAAAACCGAAUUGAUACAUCAUUUGUGAAACCGAGGACAGCGUAUUUUUUUUUCAACGACAGACCAUAAUAUACAAUAUGACGCAUUGUAGUAGUGAACUGUGAUAAGAUUUUUUUUCUCAUCUUUCGCGAUCGACUACAUCCACAAGAGAGCCGAUAUCUGUACACCAAUUGUGCAUCACACGCGAACUACUUGAUACCUACACAUACUGAAGUAGUGGCAGUUGGGCGCUGAAUUUUGCGGCAUUUACCCAUGUAUUCAAAAUGAACAAACCGACGUCUGUCACGUACAACAUAUUCAUUAAUUAAUUCAGGAUUACCUUUAAAUCAAAAUGCACAAAAAACAUAUCGAAAAUCUGGGUUAUUUUAGGUUACUAUGCCUUUUGGUAUGUCUUUGCAUAAGCAAAUCACAGGCUCAAUGUCCGUGGCAAGCCGAUCAAUCAGCCACAGAAUUACAUUCAUCUUGUAUAUGUUCAGUAAAUAUGGCUCAAGAAUUAUCAGUGCAGUGUGAUCUUGUAAAUUACGAAUCAUUAUUACAAACGCUUGAAAAAUAUUCACAAGAAACCUUAGAUUUACUUUAUAUAAAUAAUAGCUCAAUAAAAACUAUUAAUGAUUCUAAUUUUGCCAAUCUUAAAAUACACAAUUUGCAAUUAUCUGGAUGUCAAAUACAAUCUAUUUCACAGCGAGCGUUUAAAGGACUAGAACCGUAUUUAAGACAUUUAAGUUUACAAGACAAUAAAAUUGACCAAGUGCCAAUAAGUAGUUUAGAAGGGCUGAUCAACUUGACAUUGUUGGAUCUUUCUAGAAAUCGAAUUUCUAGAGUUUCAGAUGAUGCGUUCGCCUCUUUAAAAAAUUUACAAACGAUUAAAUUGGCAGAUAAUAAUCUCACGUUAUCUAAAAAUGCAUUUAGAGGUCUCGAAAAUAGUUUGAAGAACUUAAAUCUAAAAGGAACAAAUCAGAAAUCAUUACCGGAGUGUAUACGAAAUUUAAAAAAUUUAGCAUUUUUAGAUUUAGCUCAAAAUAUUUUAAGUGAGUUACCGGGAUCUGCUGGACAUGUAUUUCAAGGAUUAGGAGCAUUGACAGCUCUAAACUUGGAAAGAAACGUCAUUCAGUCACUCGGAGAAUCAACAUUUGAUGGUGUCAAAGAUACUCUUAGUUCACUUAGUUUGCUUAAUAAUUUACUCACCGAUUAUCCAACUACAGCCAUUAGCAAAUUACCAGAACUUAGAGUGUUAGAUCUUGGUUUUAACCUUAUCACCGAAAUACCCAAUGACGCGUUCCUAGAAAAUCCUUCUUUAACCUUAUUAGCGUUAGAUGGAAACCCUAUCGAAACUAUUCCCAAAAAGGCAUUUUCACACCUAAAUACUACAUUACGCGGACUUAGUUUGGGAGGGCGCUACUUACAAUGCGAUUGUCGGAUUCGAUGGGUCAUAGAAUGGAUAAAAAAUGGAGAUUUACAAGUGACCAGUAGAGAAAGAAAUCCACAGUUUUGUGCUACUCCGGCGUAUCUUAAAAAUAAACAUUUCUACAAAAUUGAUCCUUCGGAAAUGGUGUGUGAUAAUGAUCAAAGUCCAUCAGAUGCGUCGACAAUAUUAGAAACUAAUCCAGACGAAGAAAACGUUGAAUCUCAACGUCCACUUGGGACAGGCGUAGGAUAUGUUAGUCCGACAAAUAUUUCACCUGAAAUCCCUGUUUCGAAAAAUAAGUUAAAGAAAAAUCCUCCAAUCUCAGAAGUUGAAGUGGUAAAAUCUACAAAUCCCUCAGAAUUGUUAGCGAGUAUGGAUACUACUAGAACUAUUUCUUCGACUACAGAGAGUACAACAAUUGCGAUCGACAUGACUACUAAGUAUUCUAUACAAAAUUCUACAAAUGCGAAACCGACGAAUUCAAGCCGUAAAACAAACAUGGUAAUAACGCGACCGCAAGCGGCGCAGACGUCACAGAAACCACCGUUGAUAAUGGGCAGUUACCCGAAAAAACAAGCCCAAGAAGUCAUUAUUAGAAGUGUCCAUCGACAAGAUAACUCCGUGAUAAUUCAAUGGGAUUCCGAAACGGCCAACAUCCUAGGGUUCCGAGUGGUGUAUCGGCUUUUUGGCGAUCGCACGUUCAAGCAAGGCCCACCAUUGGAGACCAGCGAACGCGAGUUCAAAAUCAAAAACGUACCGUACCAGGAAUGCAUCAUCGUGUGCGUAAUAUCCCUGGAGGAGAUUAAUGUGACGCCGGAUACGGUGCCUUACAGCCAGUGUCGCGAAAUCCGCACGGCAGUAACGGCGACCAGCAACAUGGACCGGAUCACGAUCGCGGCCAGCGCGGCCAUAUGCGGCACGGUGCUAAUUGCCGUCGUCGUGUUCAUAGCGGCCAGCAAGCGCCGCGCCAAAAAGCUCCAGGCGCUGCACAACUCGGUCGCGCCUUGUCACCCGACCAAGUCCGGCGUACCCGUCGGCACGUUACCGAUGAACUGCUAUGCCACCGGACCGAACACUAGCCAGAUGCCCUCGCUGGCGGCCCUGAACGCGUUUAACGGCCACAAGGACUGGGACCAAGGGUCAGUGUACAGCAACCGGAGUCUGAACCCGGCCCGGAUGUACCGUGUGGCCGACACCAGACAGGGUUGCAAUGAAGAUUUACACUCCAACAUUUCAAACUUUAGUUCAAAACCACCGAAAAUGCGGUCGGUCGCCGACGGUCAGUCACAGAACAGUUUUUCGAACAACUCCAUGAGAUACUUGGGCGGUAAUAAUGCGUACGCGUCGGAUCUCGUCAACUCAAGACCGGAGUUAAGGCAAUCGCGGCAGUCGUUAGCAGUGUCCGAGCGAAUGUCGCACAUCAGUUAUCCGGGCAGUGCCCGCACGAACACUUCGCGAAACAAGCCUAGGCAACGAUCGAGGACUCGGGAGGGCACGCAAAAUAGACCACCCAGCCGAUACAGCCACAGUGGAUCCCAUCACAACCUCAACAAUUACUGCGGCGACACGUCGGACAAUUGGACCGAUCACGACAUGGACAUAUACAUGACUAGGAACCCGACUGCUAGAAACGGUCUUGUGCCACUGUAAUAAGUAUUAUAAUAUUAUGACGUAUGAUAAUAAGUGAAAAAAAAAACGAAUAAAAAAACAACACUGAGCUCAAUUGAAAUUUAUUUAUUUUUAACGUGAUAAUUGUUUAUAUAACAAUAAUUAUCAUGAUUACACUUUCAUUUGUUUAAUUAGAAGUAAAAGCGUCUAUUGUAAUCAUUGACCAUGGUUAAUGUUUCGAUUUGGAGUCGUCCAUACUUUAUACGUACGUUAAUGUUUGUUCCACGAGUUUGAUUUUUCAUUACACGUUAAUUAUAAUAUUUAAUUUUUAAGUACAAAUAAUAUAAUCUAAUUUUUAA
This is a messenger RNA of Sipha flava (yellow sugarcane aphid), 3642 nucleotides long. RefSeq lists its product as uncharacterized. Gene Ontology annotation, molecular function: protein binding. Bases 602 to 3325 code for a protein of 907 amino acids. The transcript has 8 exons. The record is from RefSeq and is a predicted model, not a curated record. Lineage: Eukaryota; Metazoa; Arthropoda; Insecta; Hemiptera; Aphididae.